AUGGCUGAUGAGAAGAAAGCACAGCAAACCUCCAAGAAGGGCGCGAAGAAAAUCAUUAAGAAGGCGCCACCGAAGGGCGGUAAGAAGAGGAAGCGGUCCAGGAAAGAAAGUUACUCCAUCUACAUCUACAAAGUGAUGAAGCAGGUUCACCCCGACACUGGCAUCUCCUCCAAGGCCAUGAGCAUCAUGAACUCUUUCGUCAACGAUAUUUUCGAGCGCAUCGCGGGGGAGGCUUCCCGCCUGGCCCAUUACAACAAGCGCAGCACCAUCAGCUCCCGGGAGAUCCAGACCGCCGUGCGGCUGCUGCUGCCCGGGGAGCUGGCCAAGCACGCCGUGUCGGAGGGCACAAAGGCGGUGACCAAGUACACCAGCUCCAAGUGAAGGACCGCACUGCACUGAAACAAACACAUCCACAACCCAAAGGCUCUUAUAAGAGCCACCCACAACCUUCUUGAGACAGCGGAACCAUUUCUUUAA
Messenger RNA from Hemiscyllium ocellatum (epaulette shark), 477 nucleotides. Its product is annotated as late histone H2B.L4-like. Bases 1 to 381 code for a protein of 126 amino acids. Gene Ontology annotation, cellular component: nucleosome. The transcript has a single exon. Gene Ontology annotation, molecular function: protein heterodimerization activity; structural constituent of chromatin; DNA binding. The record is from RefSeq and is a predicted model, not a curated record. NCBI's taxonomy places the organism in Eukaryota, Metazoa, Chordata, Chondrichthyes, Orectolobiformes, Hemiscylliidae.